AGUGGAGGUCCGCAGAGUUUGGGCGCCAGGCGAGACGGCAGGGCUUAAAGUUCCGGGUGAGGCGUGGGUCCCACAACCGCUUGGAAUUUGCCUCCCGGCUCCGCUCUGGAAGCUAAGAAGGGGCACGAGAGCCGGAGACGGGAACCUGAGAGCAGGGAAGCCAGUAGCCGGCCAGAGGAGCGCGCGGCCGUUCGGGUCGGAAGGAGCCGUUGCAGCCUUGUCCGGCGUGCGGCGGGGUCAGCGAGGCCCCUGCGGUGCUUCGCCCGCUUCUUCCGCUCCGCGCUCACCGGCCCUCUGGGCCUCCCACAGGAAUCAAAGAUCAACUCCCACUGAGGACAAAUGGACCUGUAAUUCCGGGUGUGACGAGAGAAUGAGAUUUACCUUCCUGAAUUAAAAAACAGGUCAUUAAGCUUGGGCCCUGACUCUUCUUCGUGAGAAGGUACAGAGAUGGAAACCUUACAAUCCGAGACUAAAACGAGGGUCCUUCCCUCAUGGCUGACAGCCCAGGUGGCUACAAAGAAUGUGGCACCAAUGAAGGCCCCCAAGAGGAUGAGAAUGGCAGCAGUGCCAGUGGCAGCAGCAAGACUCCCUGCGACAAGGACUGUGUACUGCAUGAAUGAGGCCGAGAUAGUCGAUGUUGCUCUGGGAAUCCUGAUUGAGAGCCGCAAACAGGAAAAGGCCUGCGAGCAGCCGGCCCUGGCGGGGGCUGAUAACCCAGAGCACUCCCCUCCCUGCUCCAUGUCGCCUCACACAAGUUCUGGGAGCAGCAGUGAGGAAGAGGACAGUGGGAAACAGGCACUGGCUCCAGGCCUCAGCCCUUCCCAGAGGCCGGGGGGUUCCAGCUCUGCCUGUAGCAGGAGCCCUGAGGAGGAGGAGGAAGAGGAUGUGCUGAAAUACGUCCGGGAGAUCUUUUUCAGCUAGGGCAUAAACUGUGCACCGAACUGUCUGCCGAGAGCAGCUGGAGGACAGCUGAGCUUCCACUGGUGCUGCUGGGCCGCCCGCCUGUGGGAAUGGGGCUCUCUGUGCUCCUACCUUUGUGCCUUCUUGGGCCUGGCAGAUUCACCUCAGGCCAGAAGCCCCUGGACACUCCAGGCCUUGGGGCUGCCGUUCUGAGUGUGCGGAAGGCAGGACUCAAAAUGAGAUCCCAUUCGACUCCCUCUGUAUGUACUGUGCCCUCUCCCGGCUCUUGAGGCUCUGGAGUCCCAAUUGUCUGUGUUAGUCAGUGACCAGGUUCCAGGGAAAAUGAUGUCAUGUGGUGGUCCAACUUACUGGAACCAAAGAGACAGUACUUUGCAAAGAAAAGGAUCACUGCCAGGUGCACUGGAAUUGCUACAGUUUAGUCCGCAUGAUCUCUCCUGAAGGAGGAAGCCUGUUUCAAAAAUAGUUUCCAUCAUGAGUCUAUCAAUGAGCUCCCACCUCUCCAGCCAGCCUAGAAAGCAAACGAGCUGCCCACAGUUCUCUGCCCUGUCUGGGAGGUUGAGGCCACAGUGUAUAGACUGGUAAGCCAGACAGGCCUCCUCCCGCAAGCUGCUACCUUGCUUUCACCUGUACCUUGGUCCCCGGGCAGCUAGCUAUAAAGCAAGAGGGACAGGAGCCCAGAAGAGACACUGAGGACAAGAGAUCACACCAGAGUACAUGUCUCUGCCUCUGUUUUCAGUGUGGCUUUGGACAGGAAUAUAUGAAUAAAUCACUGCCAUACAGGUUUUCCAAUACACAAGUGCUGGAAAAUACACACAGUUCCCCAAUG
This is a messenger RNA of Pan troglodytes (chimpanzee), 1747 nucleotides long. It is a transcript of the gene CYREN, whose product is annotated as cell cycle regulator of NHEJ. Lineage: Eukaryota; Metazoa; Chordata; Mammalia; Primates; Hominidae. Gene Ontology annotation, cellular component: nucleus; cytoplasm. The transcript has 4 exons. Bases 448 to 921 code for a protein of 157 amino acids. The record is from RefSeq and is a predicted model, not a curated record. Gene Ontology annotation, biological process: negative regulation of double-strand break repair via nonhomologous end joining; double-strand break repair via nonhomologous end joining.